Molecule: messenger RNA, 1409 nt
Organism: Sinocyclocheilus anshuiensis
Lineage: Eukaryota; Metazoa; Chordata; Actinopteri; Cypriniformes; Cyprinidae
Product: centrosomal protein of 112 kDa-like
Exons: 10
Coding region: 1-1191 (396 amino acids)
Source: RefSeq, a predicted model, not a curated record
AUGUAUAUACACAGGGUGACAAUUUGUGUGUUUUUUUUUGUUUGUUUUUUAUGUUGUAGGGAUAAAGAGGAGCAGCUGGUUCGUCUUCGGGACAGUCAGAGGCUUCAGGCCCAGCAGGCUGAGAGUGCACUGGAGAACUUUAAGAAGCAGGUGGAGCUCAGCUCAGAGAAGACCUACACUGACAUGAAGCAACAGAUGGAGAAAGUAGAGGCCGAUCUGAUUCGCUCUAAAUCUCUACGAGAGAAGCAGUCUAAAGAGUUCAGUUACCAGUUGGAGGAGCUGCAGCGAAGAUACGAGCAGCAGAUUGUGGAACUGAAACUGCAGCAUGAACAGGAGCGGACGCAUCUACUCCAGACACACAAUGCUGAGAAGGACAGCCUGGUCCAGGACCACCAGCAGGAAAUCGAUAGUUUGGACAAGCAGGCGAGGGCCGCCAUGGUCCAGCAGCAAACGCAAACCCUGGAGUGGAGGAAGCGCGAUGCUCAGACCAUCUCUGAUCUGGAGGUCCAGGUGCAUUCUCUGAGGAAGGAGCUGUUGGCAGCCCACAGUCAGAGGAAACAGCUGCUGACGGAGUUGGGUGUGUUGCAGGAGGAGGAGCGACAGCGGGCCUCUCGGGACCAGCAAGCAGCUCUAGACCGUCUGCGGGCCGAGAUGGAUCAGGUGCGGCAGGACCUGGAAAGAACCCACAAGGCUGAAAGAGAGCUGGCCCAAGAGAAGACCAACAGCAGGUUGAAGCAUCUUGAGAAGGAAUAUAAUCAGAAGCUGGCCAAGUCUGCACAGGUGAUAGCUGAGCUGCAGAUGUCUCUGAGCAGCGUCAAGGAAGACGGCCGGCAGACGCAGGAGAGUCUAGAAAGACAACUGCAGGAAGCACAGGGCCGUUGGGAUGAGGAGAGGAGACAGAUCAACAGAGAUGCUGACCAAUCCAACAAGGUUCUUCAAGAACGUGUGCAGGCUCUGCAGAGACAGCUGCAUGCCGUUGAGAAGAAGUUGAUGAGCCGCGAGCUGGAAUACCAGGAGCAGAUCACACACGUCCGUCAGGAGUGUGAGUCGAAGAUCAAAGGCCUGAUUCCCGCAGAGCUGCAGCAGGAGCUGGAGGACACCAUCACCUCGCUGAAGUCACAGGUCAGCUUCCUGCAGAAGAGAGCGUCAGUCUUACAGGAGCAGCUAGAUGCUAGUCACAUCAGGAGGUAGUGGAUGAUAUCAGGCCAUUCAUUUAUGUCCUCAUGCAGACUUGUAAAGCAAGCCCUUCCUGAUACACACACGACCAUCCUCAUCCUCACUCACCGCUGUUUUCAUGCUGCACUCGUCUGAUGUGCCACUUUUUUAAGCCAUAUUUAUGUACCAAGUCAUUGUAUUUAUUUUGUUUUGGUUGUUGUUGGAUUCGUUGUUAAUUAUAAUGUUCGUCUGUG